Molecule: messenger RNA, 3095 nt
Organism: Choloepus didactylus (southern two-toed sloth)
Lineage: Eukaryota; Metazoa; Chordata; Mammalia; Pilosa; Megalonychidae
Gene: EPN1
Product: epsin 1
Exons: 11
Coding region: 999-2726 (575 amino acids)
Biological process (GO): endocytosis
Cellular component (GO): plasma membrane; clathrin vesicle coat; endosome
Molecular function (GO): clathrin binding; phospholipid binding
Source: RefSeq, a predicted model, not a curated record
CGAUUCCUGCCUUCCCCUUUCAGUAUGUGUUAAUUUCAUUUAGUUAUACAGGUAAGUUCUGGAGUUCAGGUGCGUGUAGGUUUGAAUCUCUGUGCUGCCUUCCCUAGUGUGUGACUUGCUUGUACUUCACUAACCCCAGACUUCUCAUCUCUAGAGUCUGGUAAUACUGCACACAGUGCUAAGUGAGAGAAUCCAUCUCCUGCUUAGCGAGCGGCCUGACACGCUGGGUCCCAGUGGCUGGGGCCUGCUGGGUUCUUUAUCUCUCCUCCUCUGAGCCUGCAGCUGCCCCCACCCGUGGGACAGGACGCUUGGUUCCCGGCAUUCGCCGCCCUCCCGCUGCCUUGGGGCCACGGCUCUCUCCACCCAUCUGUCUAAUCUCUUCGCUGGCCAGCUCUCCCGUGUGUCCUUGUUUCUGCCUUGGAUUUCUGCUGCCCUUCACCCCCACUUCUCCAGAGGUCUUUGCUGCGCUGCCUCCUUCCUUAUUUACUGAUGGCUCCUCUGGGUCAGCUUCUGUGUUGGGAAAAGCUGAGCUCAGACAGAUGUGGUCUCUGCCCCCCUGGGGCUCGUGGCUUGACCUCCGCCAGAGAAUCAGACAAAUAAAUAUGAAAUCACGAGAGCGACAGUCUCCAGGCAGCAGUGAUGGCGGGGUCUGGGUGGAGACCUGGAGACCUGGGAGGGGCGUUGGUGUGUCGCCCUGGGGUGGGUCAGGAUCACUCAGGUGAAGGGGGGAGAGAGGCCCGGAGAGCGGGAGGAACUAUCCGAUGAUGCCGGCUGGCACCCCCAGAACUCUCCGUUCGCCAGACCCUUCCAGUUCCUGGACUGUCCCAUGGUCACCAUUUUACAGAGGGGGAGGCCGAGGCGCCCAAGGGCUGGCAGGGGCCGAUCUGCCCGGCUGAGCAGAGGCCCCAACCAGGAAGGAGCUGGAUGUGGUGACCCGCCUGCCCUGCCGCAGCCUCCCUCCUCAGCAGCCGCCUCUUGGUGCCCUCGCCGCGGGCACCAUGUCGACCUCUUCGCUGCGGCGCCAGAUGAAGAACAUCGUCCACAACUACUCGGAGGCGGAGAUCAAGGUCCGAGAGGCCACCUCCAACGACCCCUGGGGCCCGUCCAGCUCCCUCAUGUCUGAGAUCGCCGACCUCACCUACAAUGUUGUCGCCUUCUCGGAGAUCAUGAGCAUGAUCUGGAAGCGGCUCAAUGACCACGGCAAGAACUGGCGGCACGUGUACAAGGCCAUGACGCUGAUGGAGUACCUGAUCAAGACGGGCUCGGAGCGUGUGUCGCAGCAGUGCAAGGAGAACAUGUACGCUGUGCAGACACUCAAGGACUUCCAGUACGUGGACCGUGACGGCAAGGACCAGGGCGUCAACGUGCGCGAGAAGGCCAAGCAGCUGGUGGCCCUGCUGCGCGACGAGGACCGGCUGCGGGAGGAGCGCGCCCACGCCCUCAAGACCAAGGAGAAGCUGGCGCAGACCGCCACCGCCUCCUCGGCCGCCGUGGGCCCGGGACCCCCGCCCGAGGCGGAGCAGGCCUGGCCGCAGAGCAGCGGGGAGGAGGAGCUGCAGCUGCAGCUGGCCCUGGCCAUGAGCAAGGAGGAGGCCGACCAGCCCCCGCCCUGCGGCCCCGAGGACGACGUCCAGCUUCAGCUGGCCCUUAGUUUGAGCCGUGAAGAGCAUGACAAGGAGGAGCGGAUCCGGCGAGGCGAUGACCUGAGGCUGCAGAUGGCCAUCGAGGAGAGCAAGAGGGAGACGGGGGGCAAGGAGGAGUCAUCCCUCAUGGACCUUGCUGACGUCUUCACAGCCCCUGCCCCUCCGCCGACCUCGGACCCCUGGGGAGGCCCAGCACCCAUGGCCGCUGCUCUCCCCACUGCGGCCCCCACCUCGGACCCUUGGGGGGGUCCCCCUGUCCCUCCUGCUGCUGACCCCUGGGGUGGUCCAGCCCCCACUCCGGCCUCUGGGGACCCCUGGAGAGCUCCUGCCCCGGCCGGGCCCUCGGCUGACCCGUGGGGUGGAACGCCCACCACUGCAGCUGGAGAGGGGCCCGCGCCCGACCCCUGGGGCGGUGCCGAUGGUGGGGUCUCCGUCAGCGGGCCCCCGGCCUGUGAUCCCUGGGCGCCGGCCCCGGCCUUCUCGGACCCCUGGGGGGGCUCUCCUGCCAAGGCCAGCACCAACGGCACCGCAGCUGCCGGCUUUGACCCGGAGCCCGACGAGUUCUCCGACUUCGACCGGCUGCGCUCGGCCCUGCCGCCCUCAGGAAGCAGCACGGGGGAGCUGGAGCUGCUCGCCGGAGAGGUGCCCGCCCACAGCCCUGGGGCCUUCGACAUGAGUGGGGUCGGGGGGUCUCUGGCUGAGGCUGUGGGGAGCCCCCCGCCCGCGGCUGCCCCAACCCCCACACCCCCCACUCGGAAGACGCCGGAGUCAUUCCUGGGGCCCAACGCAGCCCUUGUGGACCUGGACUCCUUGGUGAGCCGGCCCGGCCCCACGCCCCCCGGAGCCAAGGCCUCCAACCCCUUCCUGCCAAGCGGUGCCCCUGCCACUGGCCCCUCAGUCACCAACCCCUUCCAGCCCGCACCCCCGGCGACGCUCACGCUGAACCAGCUACGUCUCAGCCCCGUGCCCCCCGUCCCUGGAGCACCGCCGCCCUACACCUCUCCUCUGGGAGGGGGCCCUGGCCUGCCCCCCAUGAUGCCCCCGGGACCUCCGGUCCCCAACACUAACCCCUUCCUCCUGUAAUCCAGGAGAGGGGGCUUGGUCCAGCCCAGAUGCCCCCAUUUCUGCUCCCUGGGAGAUCAGUGUUGUGAGUGCAUGUGAAAUGGGGAACCCCCACCCCACCCCGCCCCCUCCCUGCUCCUGGGGCCCACUCACACUACGCCCUCACCCGUGCCCCCCACCCCACCUCCCCACAGUGACACUGGCCCUGGGGGACGGGGGUGCUGGGAGAGGAGGACCUUUUCCCGUGGCAUUAGAAGGGGGAGGGACAGCUGGGGGUCCCUCACCCCCACCCCUGACCUGCCCUCGAAUCAGUGUUGGAGCCUCCUCUUCCCCUCGGUGGAUCCUCAGUCAUGAUUUUGGCAACUUUGGGAAUAAAGGACAAUUCUCACA